Molecule: messenger RNA, 885 nt
Organism: Gilbertella persicaria
Lineage: Eukaryota; Fungi; Mucoromycota; Mucoromycetes; Mucorales; Choanephoraceae
Product: rab-GTPase-TBC domain-containing protein
Exons: 8
Coding region: 1-885 (294 amino acids)
Biological process (GO): activation of GTPase activity
Molecular function (GO): GTPase activator activity
Source: RefSeq, a predicted model, not a curated record
AUGCAACAAGAUGAGGCGUUGUCUAUUCUAAACGACUUUAACGAGAUCCUUCAGUCUGAAGUGUAUGUUGAUCUCGAAAGACUACGGAUAUUAGCUCGACAUGGUAUUCCCAACGAACUACGUGGGGAAGUCUGGAAAUACCUUUUAGGCGUUGAACAAGCAGAUCGAUCCAAGGAACUUUCCAGCUCAAAAGCAAGAAGUGAAGAAUAUGAUCAAAUGGACAAGGCAGAUCCGGAAAUUACCAAAAAAGUCAGAGGAGAAGUGUCUCGGUACCAAUUACGUACACCUGAAUUAGCUGGAAAACACUAUACAGCCAAGUUUGAGAAUAUUAUCACAGCCUAUCUAAACACAAACCGAGAUAUUGAAUAUUAUCCUGCACUUGUUACUUUAUGUGCACCUUUUAUUUAUUCACUUGACAAAGAAUGCGAUGCUUAUUUUUGCUUUGAACGAUUGAUGCAAGCCAUUGGGGAUGAAUACGAUACCAACCAUCAUCGAAUGAAGGAACAUGUAGCGAAUUUCAUGACACUUUUUCGUUAUGUCUUGCCUGACCUACGAAAUUAUUUUGAAGAAGAAGAAGUGGAUUUAAACGAAUUUACAACAUCUUGGUUACAGCAUCUUUUAUCAAAAGAAAUGAAAUUCGAGAAUCUAAUUCGACUAUGGGAUUCUUAUUUCGCUAUGCCUGAUCCACUUGAAUUUCAUCCUUUUGUCUGUUUAGCUAUCUUGAGAAACGCAAGAGAAAACUUGGAAGACCUUGAACAGUCUGAAAUACGAACCAUGCUACUUCGUCUGCCUUACAUGGAUAUGCGACCUAUUUUGGCUGAAGCAUACAAUCUUCGUCAUGAAACGAUGGAACGACAACUAGUGGAAGAAAAUGAAAUGUUCUAA